AAAAUUGUUGUUCAAAUAGUUAAAACUGUUAUUAGAAAGUAAAUUUAAAACUGAUAGCUGUCCUGAUCAGGAUCACAUUGAAAUGACCAAUCCAAUUAAAGACUGAAUUAAAUAUCUAUUAAAAGUGAUAAUGAUAAUGAUAAGAGUGCAAUAUCUACUGAUAAUUUCAUGGAUGUUGGACACAGUCGACUGCUGAAGUUCUUUGUGAAACAGCCUAAAAUGGAGCAACACACCUUAAAAAUAGAAAAUCUAGGGCCUUCAGAAAUCGAAUGUGAGGUACCAAGGCAACAGAAGCUUCGAGAAGAUGUACCAAUUGAGAACAAGCCAGAAAUCCUAAACGAAGCACAAAUAGAAUGGGAGGUUCUUCGGGAUAUGGUGAAGAAGCCAAUCUACAUGGGACUGCAAGAAGAGGUUAUACUUUCACCGCACCAGAUUAGACCACCUAGUGUUCAACAAGAAACUAUAGGGAAAACAGAUAAAACACCAGAAAAGCCGCAGACCAGAAUACCCGUGUCCAGGUUCAAACCCGCGGCUGAGCGAGUGCUGAAAGAGAAACGAGAUGCACUGAAGAGUAAAAGAGAGGCACCAGAAAAGCCUCGACAUACUUCUAUCCCCAAACUAAAAGAGAGAACUGUAGCAAAGAAAAAUCCCCCGACAGAUGAAGUUCGUCCUAUCAAUACAGAAAUUAAAGCGAAAGAAGUGAAAGAAGAAACAUCGCUCAAAACUAAUCUAAAAAGGACAACUAGAAAGGACAGAAUUCCGGUUAUGAGUAAAGAUCACUAUAAACUAACAAAGAAAGAAGUUAAGAAAGAUGAACCAGUUAAAACAGACUCACUUGAAAAAUUUGAUGACGAAUUGAUAAACUUUAUGAAGAAAUAGUUGACA
This is a messenger RNA of Leguminivora glycinivorella, 885 nucleotides long. RefSeq lists its product as uncharacterized. The transcript is spliced from 6 exons. The record is from RefSeq and is a predicted model, not a curated record. Lineage: Eukaryota; Metazoa; Arthropoda; Insecta; Lepidoptera; Tortricidae. Bases 169 to 879 code for a protein of 236 amino acids.